Molecule: messenger RNA, 4763 nt
Organism: Pieris rapae (cabbage white)
Lineage: Eukaryota; Metazoa; Arthropoda; Insecta; Lepidoptera; Pieridae
Gene: mino
Product: glycerol-3-phosphate acyltransferase 1, mitochondrial
Exons: 17
Coding region: 235-2841 (868 amino acids)
Cellular component (GO): mitochondrial membrane
Source: RefSeq, a predicted model, not a curated record
CAGUCCCACGUAAACGGUGAGCGGGAAAGCACGUCACGCGUGCCGUUAGAAAAAUUAAUAUGUAUUAUGUAAAAUUUGACCCUUGAUUUUUCGGGAAAUAUUCACGAACCGUGCAUUUCUGGACCAUUCCGCUGUAGUUGUUGUUGUAAAAUAGUGAAAUUGUGUCUAAUUAUAAGUAGGUACUCUAGAGAUAUCGAAAAUUUUAGCAGCGAUUUUAGUGAAGUGUUGUGGUAGAUGAGUGUUCUCAAUUGGACGGGGAAUGUGAAUGCCAGUGUUGAAAUGGAUUCAAUAAGCAAUGUCUGGACUGUGGUGGAAAAUGUGCGGGUUGCAAGCAGUGCUGCGGAGUUGGCUAUUUUCACGGCAAUACUUUAUUGGUUCUUUACAUCGAGCCGUGUAGCAGAUAUGUUAGAAGUGGUAGGGGAAAGGGUAGGAGGAUGGUGUGGCCGAGAUACGAGCUCCCUAAGACACGCGAUGCGCACCCGCAAGAGGCCGCAUACAGAUGUAUAUGCUAAACUUGAUGCUGAAAUUACGACAAGAACAUCUUCUCUGUAUCGCAUUAAGAAUGGACCAGUGGUGCCACCGCCACAGCCUCCUACGAGACCCUCAGCUGGACUGGCCUGCGCAAGAUGUGCUCCGUUAUCUAGGGAGUCAUGGCAGGAUACAAAGGCAGCGGAAUCCAGUGCAGUCAUCAACAUUCUGGACAUUGGCAGGCAGACCUUUGCGAAUGGUGGAGUGGUUUCGCGGUAUCUCUGCGACCUGGCACAGUGCUUUCAACUGACAAAUUUUGAUUAUGGGGAUAUCGUCCCUAAGGUGGUAAAAGACGAGCGUUUCCAAAACGCAAUAGAAGAGACGAUAAAGGAGGAGUUGAAUCCGGGAAAGAAAAAAGAAGAGACUAAAAAGGAAUCCAGUUAUGCGGCGGUUAGAAAGCGAGUUGAGGCGAAAGCUAUGAAAGUUCUUCUUGACAUCAGCUCGGCCAUGUCCACUAAUGUGCUAAAAUUAGUGGCGUGGUUAUGCCACAAAGCAGUGCGUCGCGUCGCCGGCGGCGGUUGCGGCACCCGAGCGGCGUGCGUUGAGCGUUUACGCCGCGCAAACGCUGCGGGUCUACCGCUCGUCUUCGUGCCUCUUCAUAGAUCCCACUUUGAUUACAUUCUGGUCACAUUCACGCUGUACCUGACUGGCCUGAGGCCGCCGCUGGUGGCUGCGGGUGAUAAUAUGAGGAUACCCUUCUUUGGGUGGUUUCUGCGCGGUUGUGGCGCUUUUUAUAUACGUCGGCGAGUUGACGGCUCAGAAUACCACGAAGACCCCAUCUAUAAAUCAGCACUUAGGGCUUAUAUACUAAAUAGCUUAGCAGCAAAUAAUAACCUCGAGUUCUUCAUUGAGGGAGGUCGGACGAGGACAGGAAAACCGCAGGCACCUAAAGCGGGUAUCCUAUCAGUUAUCCUGGAAGCUUACCUCGAGGGUACCAUUGACGAUGCAUUAUUGGUGCCGGUUACUUUGAAUUAUGACAAAUUGGUGGAUGGCAAUUUCGUGAGGGAGCAACUGGGUAUGCCCAAGCAGAUGGAGACAUUUUGGUCGGCGUUGCGUGGAAUUUGGAGCACUUUGAACACUAAUCAUGGGAGUAUAAGAGUGGAUUUCAAUCAGCCUAUAUCGUUGAAGGAGCUAGUAACGUCCUUCCAAAAGUACAAUCACCUAAAGGCUGCUAUAGAAAGGCCGCUUACCCCAACAAAUAACAAUUUGACGAUGGACAUAGACAGACAUAUCCUUAACAGUCACAGCAGUUUCUAUGGAGCCAAUGUCAGUGCCGAUCAUAAGAUGAUGGUAGAGGCUAUUGGCAGGCAUCUGGUGUAUGAUGCAGCCGUAUCAACACCGUUAAUGUGCACGAACGUAGUCGCGUACGUCCUCCUAACAGAACAAAGGGCCGGCUGCACAUUGAAACAACUUCUCGAUAGUUUUGAGGCGAGAUCGCGUACUCUCGUGAGGGAAGGACGUGAUCUCGGAUACGCGGGCGACUCGAGGACUGUAUUGAAACAUGCUAUGGACAUGUUGGGCCGCGGUGUAGUAUCCCGCGACGAGAACCGAGUACGAGCACAAUGUUCUGUGGCAGCUGCGCUUGAGUUGUCCUACUACGCUAAUUCCGUUGUGGCACAUUAUGCCGCACCCGCUAUAGUUGUAACGGCACUGGAAAGUAUACUCGCCGAACCGGACGCGGACGCAGCGUACGUACGACACAACGAGCUAAUGACGCGUUCGUUGGAACUUUGCGGGAUUAUGGGACAUGAGUUUAUACUGAACGCUCCAUGUCAACGCACGGAGGAGAGAAUACAGGACGCUUUGGCUUCAUUGGUGCAGAGCGAUGUUCUGUGUACUAUACAGAAUGACAAUUUACUGGAUGAGCAGAGGUGGUCGCAGCGGUUUGCAAAGACAUUAGACGAAGACAUGGAUGAUGAGGAGCGACCAGACCCCACCAGGAAUAUCAAGUACAGGAUCUCAAACAAACCAGAGGCUAUCACGGAAAGACGGCGUUUAUUACGUACACUCAGGCCGCUAUUGGAGGCCUAUUCGGCGACUGGAAAAUGUUUGAAAAACGCGUCUCAAAAAGAUGUGGUUACAGCGACGUUGGACAAACUCACGGAAGAUUUUACACAGAAUAGAAUGUUGUAUGGUGAAGCGGUAUCAACAGACGCAAUACGCAACUGUUUGCGUGUGUUGCGCCAAUCCGGCGUAAUAGACAUGUAUACUGAAAACAAAAUCAGGAUGAUAAGGCCUAUCGAACCCACGGGUCAAAGCAUCCUAGACCAAGUGCAAAAGUUUAAUGUGCAAACGCCCUUAUUAGGAAAGUGAUAUGUGAUAAGUGUAUAAGUGAUAAGUGAAGUGCGGAUUUAUGUAACAGUGAAUGAUUCCAAUUCUGGUGGUACAACUGACAUUACGUGAAAUACACCUAAACGCCAAGCAAUAAAGUCCUAAUUAAAAUAUAUGACAAUUAGUAAUUUCGCUAAUAACGUCUAUUGACUUCCUGUAACGCCUCAUUUACAUUUAGUUAUUGUACUUUUGUUAAAUGUAAAUCCUAUUAUAAUAAGUGGAUUUAAUGGUAACCAUGGUAACCAAUACUGCAGUAAGUCCACGAUGUUAUAAAGAGUAUAUCUUUCUAUGUAAAUGGCGCUUUAUAGUAGUCAUAUUAAAGUACAAUUUGUUAAAGAACAAUUAGGCUUAAUUUAGUUAAAUUUUAAGCAUAGCUAACAAUUGGGUUUUGUAUUUGAUCUGAGACAAGUAUUAGCGCUCAUUCUUCCAACUGUCAAAAUACGUUUAAAGAACUAAAGACACAAUGAAACAAAUACAUGUUCAUAUUUUUCCAUUGUCUACACUACUUGAAUUUAUGCACUUUCAAAGGAUUUAAAAAUACCGUAGAAAAAUAAGAGUAAAGUAAUAGAAAAAAAAUUAGCUUCUUUUUUUAAUUUUUGCCUGGUAAAGCUUGAGUUUGACAAUUUUUUUACGCUACGAUACAAAAUUCUGUAACAGAUAUAUUUUGUAAAAAUUUCUUAGUUUUGCUGUUUUUAUACAAACGACACAGACAAUACCUAGAAAUUCUGACAAUGUAAUUGAAAUUCAUUGUAAUAUUAUACUCGAAAUUUGACCUUUUUAUUCGAUUCGUUCGUAUCCGCAUUUUUAUCUCAGUAACUGAUAAAAAGUUAAUAAAAUAGCAUAAUUUUUAACUCCCAACCAAAAAAAUCAACUAUUAAAAAAUACUGAAUGAUUUAUAUAUCUCUCUCUUUCGUUUAUACUUUUCCUGCAUAUAAGAAUAUGUCAGUUUAGGGAAUUUCUUGUUAGCAAUUAGUAUUUUUAAUUAGAUAAAAAGCUAUUUGUUAAUUUAUUAAGGUGUGGGUUCUAUAACCGGUCAUACUUUCUAUAGCCAUUUUGAAUUUGUUGUGGGUAUUUAUAAUCCCUUACAUAUUACACCUUUACUCCAUUAAGGGAUCACAAUGUAUAGAUAAAGUACCAAAUAGCUAUGCAAUAUAUAAAUUUUUCAUUCCAAAUACGUUGUAAUAUAAAAAUGUUUCACGACGAAUAGCGCCAUUUGACAUUCGUGAAACGAAACAGUAUUGUUUUUCCUACGAAUAAGUAAUAAAUAGUUUAUUUGGAACUUAUAUGGACAUUGUGAAACAGACCCUAAAUAUGAUAAUUGACUACAGUAAAAACCGAUUAAAAAUUUAAAAUAAAAUCACCAUCUGAACCCCUUUUUUUAACAUAGAAAGUUUCAACAUCAUAUGUUUAUUAUUUUCUAACAAAAAAGUCAUGCGCAGGAUCGCAUGUAAUAGAUUUAUUUUAACAACAAUUAAAUUUUCUACUGAUAAAAUAAUAAACAAUGUUCUACUACAUAGAUUAUGUUUACUAAAAAUCUGUGAUUGUAAUAAAAAAAUAUACAUCAAAGAUCUAAUAAUAUAAUUUUAAUCAUAUAAAAAGUGAUUGGAUACCUAUACUUUGGUAUUAUAAAAGGACUGGAAGUCGAAUAUGAACAAUAAAUUUUUGUAUGAUAACCAUUUUACUCUAGAUGUAUUUGGAACUAAAGUAUAAUACCAAAUUUUUGAACGCCUUGGCCGUGUAAGUGGUGGUAACACGGUAAUUGUCAAAUUAAAGUAUUUAUAUACUAGAUAAAACUAGAAAAAUCAAGGGAUCUUGGCCACCAGUUUAGGAGAAUGUAUGAAACCUAUAUGUAUAUAAUAGAUAUUUUGUACGACAUGUAAGAACAAAUAAACUUUGUAAUAGUA